CAUUACAUGGAAUUCUUUGCCUCAUAAUCAUUCAAAUACUAUGCAUAAUUCGCAGCCGAGCACCAGCAGCACUAGCAGCACCUCUACUGCAGCCACUCAGUUGCAGCCUAGUGCACCUCCUUCUGUUUCUGGCCGCCACCCGGUGUAUCGUGGAGUUAGGAGUAGGAGUGGUGGGAAAUGGGUGUCUGAGAUUAGAGAGCCUAGGAGCCCUAAUAGAAUUUGGUUAGGCACAUUUCCUACCCCGGAAAUGGCUGCUGUUGCUUAUGAUGUUGCAGCCCUUGCUCUAAAAGGCAGAGAUGCCGAGCUUAACUUCCCAAACUCGGCUUCUUCUCUACCUGUUCCUGCAUCCACAUCCCCGCGUGAUAUUCAGGAGGCUGCAGCCUCUGCAGCUGCUGCUAUAGGGGCUGCAAGAGAUGCUUUAGGAAUUGGGAGUCAUCAUCAGCAGGAGGGUACGAGUAUUAUUAGUCAAACAGUGGAGCAGGAGAGGCCAAUGUCCAGUGAAUUUGUGGAUGAGGAUUUGAUUUUUGAUAUGCCUAAUGUUCUAAGGAAUAUGGCUGAAGGGAUGCUUCUUAGCCCUCCUCGCCUGGACAUUGCCGGAGAUGAAAAUACUGCUUCUGAUGAUGAAAACCCUGACCUAGGGGACCAAAACCUCUGGAAAUUCCCUUAAUCCCUAGCUUUUUUAAAAACUAUAUAUAUCUGUAUAAUUAUUAAACAAUAUACAA
Hevea brasiliensis (rubber tree) is the source of this 722-nucleotide messenger RNA. RefSeq names its product ethylene-responsive transcription factor ERF024-like. Bases 41 to 667 code for a protein of 208 amino acids. The record is from RefSeq and is a predicted model, not a curated record. Gene Ontology annotation, molecular function: DNA binding; DNA-binding transcription factor activity. Lineage: Eukaryota; Viridiplantae; Streptophyta; Magnoliopsida; Malpighiales; Euphorbiaceae. The transcript has a single exon. Gene Ontology annotation, biological process: regulation of DNA-templated transcription.